Trypanosoma grayi is the source of this 657-nucleotide messenger RNA. Its product is annotated as putative 60S ribosomal protein L13. The record is from RefSeq and is a predicted model, not a curated record. The coding region runs from base 1 to 657 and encodes 218 amino acids. Gene Ontology annotation, biological process: translation. The transcript has a single exon. Gene Ontology annotation, cellular component: cytosolic large ribosomal subunit; ribosome. Gene Ontology annotation, molecular function: structural constituent of ribosome; RNA binding. Lineage: Eukaryota; Euglenozoa; Kinetoplastea; Trypanosomatida; Trypanosomatidae.
AUGCCGAAGGGAAACAACGCGAUCCCCCAUGUGCACCGGCGGAAGCACUGGAACCCGUGCUCCUCGCAGAAGGGCAACCUCAAGGUCUUCCUGAACCAGCCCGCGCAGAAGCUGCGCCGCCGCCGCCUGCGCCUGCUGAAGGCGAAGAAGAUCUUCCCGCGUCCGCUCAAGCUGCUGCGCCCACAGGUGAACUGCCCCACGGUGCGCCACAACAUGAAGAAGCGCCUUGGCCACGGCUUCACGCUGGAGGAGCUCAAGGCAGCUGACCUGAACCCCCGCUAUGCCGCCACCAUCGGCAUCCGUGUGGACCGCCGCCGCAAGAACAAGAGUGAGGAGGGCAUGCACAUCAACAUCCAGCGCCUGAAGACGUACAUGAGCAAGCUGGUGCUCUUCCCUCUGAGCCACAAGAAGGUACAGAAGGGCGAGGCCUCCGAGGAGGAGGUCAAGGCUGCCACGCAGGACCGCACGCGCUUCGGCACGGCGGCUGUUGGUGGUCUUGUGAUGCCCGCCCCCGAGGCGCCGCGCAAGGUGACGGAGGAGGAGCGCACGAAGAACGUGUACAAGUUCCUCAAGAAGAACCACAGCGCUGUCCGCUUCUUCGGUGCCCGUAAGGCGCGCGUGGAGCGCAAGGAGGCGAAGGAGAACGAGAAAAAGUAA